Amphimedon queenslandica is the source of this 799-nucleotide messenger RNA. RefSeq lists its product as uncharacterized. The record is from RefSeq and is a predicted model, not a curated record. NCBI's taxonomy places the organism in Eukaryota, Metazoa, Porifera, Demospongiae, Haplosclerida, Niphatidae. The coding region runs from base 19 to 789 and encodes 256 amino acids. The transcript has 3 exons.
ACCACUGGAAGUUUUAACAUGGCUGUAAUAGUCUCCUUUCUUUUGAUUUCCAUCUUGACCGUCGCGGCCAUUACUGGACAGCUGGCCUUGUACAUGGCUGUGUUUCUUUUUGUGGCGUUUAAGAAUCUUCGUCAUUACAUCAGAGAGAGAAGAAAAGAGAAAAAAUCUAAACAAACAACACAUCACUGUGUUAGUUGCAUGGACUAUCAUAAGAUUCUGAAGAGCCAGAGCCAUUUGUGGAAUUACUACAUAACUACUAAAAGGGCUAAUAGGGACUUAAGAGAAGAAAUCAGAAAAUUAACAAAGCAAUUAAAGGACAAGGAUCUUGCUUUAGAGCAGAUAACAAAGAAGUACACCAGUUUGAAAAGGGAGGUACAUGUGAAAGAUGAAAAACUGAAAUAUGGGAAGCAACAGCGUAACCAGCUGGAAGAAGAACUCACUAAUAAAGUCACUUCUUUGGAGGAAACUUUAAACAAGAAAGAACAGGCACUUAAAACAGCGAUAGAACAUGUCAUUUCAGAUUUAGAUGAUCUCUGCACGAUACACAAUGAUUCUUUGGAACAAAGUGUUGAUGAAACUUCAAAUUUGAAUCAUGAGACAUGUCACUUGCCAAGUCCAACAGAGUCAGGUGUGUGCCUCCCUACUCCAAAAGAAGAAGAAGAAGAAAAUGACAUUACCGACCUGUCUGAUGGUAGGUUCCAUUUUGUGUCAGUAUUGAUUGAUUGUUGUCAUUAUAUCAAGAGUAAACAACAGGGACUCUUCAUUGUGGUCAUUGACAAAUCAUUGUAAGGUUUCUUUU